GGCUCAGGCUGCGGUGGCCAGCCAUUUUUGGCGGGCGGGUGCCGUGUCUGGCCAGGGAUGGGCCGCACUCUGCGAUGGGCGCGCGGUGUGCUCAACUCGUCCUACCUGGGCCAGCUCAGGGCGAAGUCCAGGUCGGAGGUCCGCGCGACGAGGGGCACGAAGUGCAAGUACGAUCACAAUGACGAGGCUUCCGCCUCAACCGUGUUCAGCGACUCGAGCGGCCGGACGCUCAGCGAGUUCGACGACGUUGUCUUCCGGGCGAGCAGCAGCUUUUCGAUCGACGAUGACAUGCCCGGCGUGCCAGAGCUGCCAGACAGCCCGCUCGCCUCGGCGAGGUCCGACAAGUUCACGCGCCAGUCUGCGCUUCCCGGGAGCGACGGUUGGACGAUGAGCGAUUUCGAGGUGGUGAGGGCUCUCGGCGAGGGCUCCAUGGGCUCCGUUCGCCUGGUCAAGCUUGCUAAUGCAAGGGAUGGCGCCAUGCUUGCGCUGAAGAUGAUCGACAAGUGUCGAGUCGUCAGGGAGAACCAGGUGGAACGCGUGAUGCAGGAGAAGCGUCUCCUCGGGCGUGUCAAUCAUCCGUUCGUCGUCAAAAUGAUGGGCGCAUUCCAGGACGACGCGCACCUCUUCAUGGUUAUGGAGUUUGUUGGCGGCGGAGAGCUGUUCUCGGCCAUCGGAAGCUCAGAAUUUGACGAUUCGUGUGCGAACUUCUUCGCUGCAGAGAUCACGCUCGCGUUGAGCCAUAUUCACUUGGACAUCGCCUAUCGUGACCUUAAGCCAGAGAACGUGGUUAUCGACCAACUUGGCCACGCGAAGAUCAUCGACUUCGGCUUAGCUAAAGUGGUCAAGACAUCAACGUAUACACUUUGCGGGACCGUAGAGUAUAUGGCGCCAGAAGUAUUGUCCCAGAUCGGCCACGGCAAGUGUGUGGACUGGUGGGCGCUUGGUAUCCUCAUCUUCGAAAUGCUCUCGUUCAGGACUCCCUUCAUGGGGCGCUCCGCUAGGGAGACUCGCAAGAAGGUGCUCGAGCGCGAUCCGCAGUGCCCCCCGUUCUUCGGGAGCGUGACCAAGAGCUUCGUUUACCUGCUCCUGAUCAAGGACCCGACGCUGCGCCUGGGCAGCGGCGCGGACGGGAGCCAGCGCGUCCGGAGCCACCCGUGGUUCUCCUCCGUGGACUGGGGCGACCUUCUCCAGCGGAGGUGCCCCUCGCCCUUCCUGCCAAGCGCUUGCGGCGGCGCCGCGCCAGCGCCCGGCGGCGCCCCCGAGCGGGAGGCCGACGAGGCGGCCAAGGCCCGCGCCGCGGGCGGCCUCACGGAGGAGCAGCAGCAGCUGUUCCGGGACUUCUGACGGGCGCGCGCGCCCGGCUCCCGUCCCUGGCGUCCCCGGGGGAUCGGGAGGGUCGCAGUUCGGAGGGCACCAACUAUACACCAACACCGAGGGCGCCCAAAGACAGUGCUCGUCUCGCUCCCGUGCCCGUCUCGCCGUUGUGCGCCUCUCGCCCGCCCGCGGCAAGCUCGCGCCGGCCGCCGCGAGAUCUGCUGCGCGGCGGCCGCCACCUGCCCGGGUGGGCCGCCCUUAGUGGGAGGCUCCAA
Molecule: messenger RNA, 1589 nt
Organism: Prorocentrum cordatum
Lineage: Eukaryota; Dinophyceae; Prorocentrales; Prorocentraceae
Source: the annotation of a GenBank genome assembly